Molecule: messenger RNA, 504 nt
Organism: Sporisorium graminicola
Lineage: Eukaryota; Fungi; Basidiomycota; Ustilaginomycetes; Ustilaginales; Ustilaginaceae
Exons: 1
Coding region: 1-504 (167 amino acids)
Source: RefSeq, a predicted model, not a curated record
AUGGCCCAACUACCGCCGUACCUGGUGCGGAUUGUCGCAUCGAUGCUGACGCAGGCGCUCACACGUAAACUGGCUAACUCGCCACUGUUCUUCCGCGUCGUCGACCGCAUGAUCCACGAGAUCGACCACAUGCCACAUCGAGUACAAGGACGGCAAGUGCCUCCGUAUCAACCACCAUUGGGUAUGCGAGAGAGCGAAUGGGAUCAGGACCACGGAGAACCGCACAAUGAGCCAUCGCCCUUCCCGGUGUCUGCCAAAGGCAAGCAAGCCGGAAGCGCAACAGCAGAGGGAGAUUCAAAUAGACCGCCAACGAGCUUUGAAGAGGCGCAAAGACAAAGAGCCAGAAUGUCGUAUCAACAGUCACAGAGGUUGGCGCAACGCGACCGAGCGAGAGCGCAGGCGCAGCAACAGACAGUCAAGGAUGACUCGGUGUCGAAAGAGCUCAAGGAGUUGCAGGAUAAGCUGCGUGAACUACGGAACAGCAAGCCGUCGGGAUCCUCAUAG